AAGCAGCUUAUUAUCUUGAAAAUGUAAAUUCUUAUAACGAUAACGAGUGUGAAGUGUGAACACAAAAGGAGAAGAAAGAAAAAACCUACUUAGAUAGCUGGAAGAAAAAUAAUAAAAAGAGAAAAUCUCAGAAAAUAGUGCUUGAGAAAAAUGUUAUCAUGUCGAGCAUUGACAAACAAACGAUGAGACUGAUAAAACUUCAUCCGAGUGAUAAAAUAACUUCAUGCCGAAAGUGUACAGUUAAGUGAAGCGAUGUGGAUAUAAUAAUCAAAACAACAUUCAAAAGAGAGAGUAAUAAAGUUCCCUAAACCUCAUCCGUACCAGUAACAAACAAAGAAUAACAUUCGACACUAUGCUCAAGAUAAUAGCAUCAACUGAUAGCUCUAUUGCAAGCCUUGGCAACACAACAUCAGUAAUAGCAACGGCAACCCCUUUUACUUUUGAUUACAAUGCAACAGAGUUUUGGAAUUUAAGUAGAAGUGUAGAUAGUAGUCAUAAUAACGCAACCAUAGAUUUGUAUCAUCCAUGUCAUCCAUCCAACCCAGAAUUUAAUUGUUCUGUUGAUGAAUACCUGAGCUUUUAUUUAGGUUCAAGGCAGAUGCCACUUGAGACUGCAAUAUGGGUCACAAUCUUCUUCGUCGGAAUCUUCGCGACGGGUGUCAUUGGCAAUCUCAUUGUUUGUGUUGUCAUUGUUAAGAAUGCCUCGAUGCACACUGCAACCAAUUAUUACUUGUUUAGUCUGGCAGUUUCGGAUCUAUUAUUUUUAAUGAUGGGACUACCGUAUGAUUUGAGCUUAUACUGGCAUCAAUAUCCAUACAAUCUAGGAUUAACGUUCUGUAAAAUGAGGGCCCUAAUAUCAGAAGCAUCAACCUAUGUGUCAGUGUUGACAAUUGUAGCAUUUUCCAUGGAAAGAUUUCUUGCCAUUUGUCAUCCACUCCAUCUUUACACAAUGUCUGGGUUGCAACGUGCCGUUCGUAUCAUUGCGGCACUGUGGGUGAUAAGUUUUCUAAGCGCUGUGCCUUUUGCUGUUUUUACAAAAGUCCAUUAUCUUGCAUAUCCGGAAACGGGGGAAGAAAUACCAGAUUCAGCAUUUUGCGCAAUGCUCGAUAAUCCUGAUAAGUUUCCACUAUGGGAAGUGUCGACAUGUGUCUUCUUUGCCUUUCCAAUGCUGAUAAUGGUAAUCUUAUAUGGUCGAAUGGGACUGAAAAUCCGUUCAAGAACUCGGCACACUGUAGCGCUUGGAGUUCAACAAGGGUCGAUACAUGGUGAAUCCAAACAAUCGCAGUCACGGAAGGCAAUCAUUAGGAUGCUGGCUGCUGUCGUCAUAACAUUUUUCGUGUGCUGGGCUCCGUUUCACGCACAACGCUUGUUAUAUCUUUAUGGGAAAAACAUUGAGUCGUUUAAAGCGUUGAAUCACACAAUAAAUCCUAUUUUGUAUAAUGUAAUGUCACACCGAUAUCGAAUUGCUUUCCGGGAAACACUUUGCAGUAGAAAGCGUGGCUUUUACAGUAGUACAAAUGGCUUUGUAAGAGAUCAAUCGAGCUUUCGUGAGACGACAAUAGCUGCUACAGGCCGAGAUCAUAAGCUCAACUACGAGGGAUCCAAAUUGCUCCGACCUCAUCGAUGCUCGACACGAUGCUCAAAACGAUGCAAGGACCAUAAAAGACUGAACAACAGCAUGAGGUGGAAGGAGAAAGACAGCGUGAAACGCGUCGAUUCGUCGAAGAGCACGGACAGCACACAAUCAACCAAAUCGAACAGUAACAACUCCUCAAAUGUUAUUGUUGUCUGUAUUGGAAGUAGCUUUAAGACAAAAUGUUUUACCACAUCAACUAAUCCGCCACCAUCAUCGUCACAACCACCAUCAUCAACAUCGACAAACGAUAAUAAUCUGUCAACGUCAUCAUCGCCUAAUCACUGCAGUUAUAAAUCAGCAUCAUCGGCAACGACCAAUAACAAAUUAAAUCAUAGCCUAGUGAAUAUUUCUGAAAGUAACAAUGGGAGUAGAAUUAAUUGCCAAAUGAACAAUUUGCCUGAGGAAAAUGAAGAUGAGCUGGAAGGCGAGAAAAUCGAUAAAGUGGAUGGAAAUAAGAAAGAAUCAUCACAAUCUAAUGGUGUCACCAUGUACAAUGAUACAGAGUCGCAUGGUAAACUUAUCAAUGGAAGCAUAAAAGCAUAA
Messenger RNA from Clunio marinus, 2179 nucleotides. The record is from the annotation of a GenBank genome assembly. NCBI's taxonomy places the organism in Eukaryota, Metazoa, Arthropoda, Insecta, Diptera, Chironomidae.